AUGCCGUCCGCUCCCUUCGCGGACGGUGACCGCGACGAGGCGGCUCUGGAACCGAUCAUUCGGAGGCUGGCGGACUACCUCGACCUCGCGUCCUCCUCUUCAGACGACGACGGCGACGGCGACGGCAACGAGGACGGAAACGGCAAACACAGCAACAACGCUCUAUCGCAAGCGGUGGCUGCAGCGUACGACAAGAUCCCCUCCUUCAUGGACAGAUUCGGCAUCCACGACGCGGCCUCGUUUCUGCGCUUCGCCAACGACCUUCUCACGUGGAUCCCGAGCGAGGGGUGCGAGGGGCGGGAUGUGUACGACGUGCUGUGUAUGUUUUAUUUUGUCUUGGGGCAGGCGUCUUUGGGGGCGCUGCAGACGGAAAUCAUACCGGGUCGCCGCUGUGCAAACGGGGGAUGCGGCGCGAGGCCACGCGUGGAGGAGGAGGAGGAGGAGGAGGAGGAGGAGGAGGAGAAGAGCGAGAAGGGCGGCGGCGGCGGGGGGAGCUGCGGCUGGCUGUCGGCGUGGAUGGUUGCGUAUGCGCAGCGGAUCGGGGCCUGGAUGGAUUCGCCCGCGUCCGUGACGGAGGCGUCGCUGGGGACGUUUUGGCGGUGUGAGCGGUAUCGCUUGCACGAGGCAGUCGUUCCUGUUGGCGGGUUCCGGACGUUUAAUGAUUUCUUUUCGAGGCGGUUGCGGGAGGGGGUUAGGCCUGUUGCUGGGCUGGGGGAUGAUGGGGUUGUUGUGUAUCCUGCGGAUUGUCGGCUGGGUGUCUCGGGGGACGGGGCCGGAGAGGGGGUUGUUGAGAUUGAGAGGGGGGGUGUUGUGAGGAUCAAGGGGUUGCCGUGGACGAUUGGGGAGUUGUUGGGUGGUGAUGGGGGCGGCGGGUGUGAGUUUGAGGGGGGAAUAUGGAUGCAUGCUUUUUUGAAUACGUAUAAUUAUCAUCGUGUUCAUGCGCCUGUCUCGGGGAGGGUUGUUGAGGCGAGGAGGGUUAGGGGGUUGGCUUGUUUUGAGGUUGUUGUUGUUGAUGAUGAUGGGGAGGAGAAGGAAGACGAGGCCAGACUGGCACCUUUGAGAGGUGGCACUUACAGAAAGAAGGGCGCAGUGUGCCGCCGGGCGGAGGAUCUACCACAAAGAAACAGAAGGUUGACGACGCCCAACACGCCCGGGUACCAGUUCCUCCAGACCCGAGGCGUCGUCGUCAUCGAGAACCCCGUCCUGGGCCGGGUCGCGGUGUUGCCGGUGGGGAUGGCCAUGGUCGCCUCUGUGCGGCUGGGUGUCCGCGUUGGCGACGUGGUGGAGAAGGGGGACGAGAUUGCGGGCUUCGCGUUUGGGGGCAGUGAUGUCGUUUGCGUCUUCGAGGCGAGGGCCGGGCUGAGGGUGGAGGAUUUUGUGAGGAGUCCUGGUGGGGAGGGGGCGUGGUCGAGGUAUGGGAGUGUUUUGGCGAGGGUGCGGAAGCGCCGUGAGGCGAAUCUAGCUGCGGAGAGAGAGAGUGGUGAGGUUUGGAAGAGUGAUGUGGCCUGUUGA
Messenger RNA from Colletotrichum orchidophilum, 1512 nucleotides. RefSeq lists its product as uncharacterized. The record is from RefSeq and is a predicted model, not a curated record. Gene Ontology annotation, biological process: phospholipid biosynthetic process. The coding region runs from base 1 to 1512 and encodes 503 amino acids. NCBI's taxonomy places the organism in Eukaryota, Fungi, Ascomycota, Sordariomycetes, Glomerellales, Glomerellaceae. The transcript has a single exon. Gene Ontology annotation, molecular function: phosphatidylserine decarboxylase activity.